Molecule: messenger RNA, 3037 nt
Organism: Laetiporus sulphureus 93-53
Lineage: Eukaryota; Fungi; Basidiomycota; Agaricomycetes; Polyporales; Laetiporaceae
Exons: 6
Coding region: 99-2855 (918 amino acids)
Biological process (GO): regulation of DNA-templated transcription; DNA-templated transcription
Molecular function (GO): DNA binding; DNA-binding transcription factor activity, RNA polymerase II-specific; zinc ion binding
Source: RefSeq, a predicted model, not a curated record
CAGCCGGGACGAGCUGGUAUCUGCGUCCCAUCGCCACGCAGCUCUCUUGAGCGUACCAGCAAGGGCGACAGUACGAAAGGCUCAGAACCCCCCACUCGAUGGAUUACGCGUCGAAUUCCAAGGCAGAGGAUAAGGCGGUCGCUAGAGCCACAAAGGUGCGCCGGAUGCACUCGCCCACCGCGGGGAGCGCGGAGCGACCGAAGGGCGAUCCUCCGGUCUCAAACGGAUACGCUGGCCUCAAGCGAGCCCGCAAAGCCAUCAAUUGCGAGCCCUGUAGGGCCAGCAAGCUUAAAUGCGACAGGAAUCGCCCGUGCUCGUCUUGUGUCCUGCGAGGAAUGUGUCAUGGGUUGACUUUGCGCUCCCACGGAGACCUUCGAAUUCGAACUACCGCACUAUGUUAUCAAGGUCAGGAAGGCAGUCCCUCGCGUAUUCAGGACAUCCGACGACAAGUUGACCCUCUAGGCGAAAUCAUCCGUAUACGCGACUCACUCGCCCUUCUCGAGUUGCAUUGUAAAGACACGGGCGGCUCCCGCUCAACAAGUACCAAUCCAGCAAAUUCCUCGGGUUUUCCGCCGCAUCCCAUUGCAACGCCAUCGAAACGACUCUUUGAGAGUAUGGCAGAUCCGCCAUCUCGUUCCUCAGCUUCUACUCCGCUUGGAAAUACUGCGAAGGCCGCUGACCCGAACAUCAUCAGCACGCCUGGUAAGCAUGGGCAGCACAACUCGGGCGGCCUAUACGAAGGCCCGACAACUGUGACAUCUAACCUCAUAAACACAUCUGACAAGGACGAAUCCGAUGCGAGCGAGCACCCUCCAACGCCUUCGCGAGAACUGGAGACCGCGCUUUCGCCAAGCAGCACGGUCUCUGCAACCUUAGCCUCUGCCUAUGACGAAGACCUCAUCGCAGCCCUCCCACCCAUCAACACCGUCGACGAGAUGGUCGCCUAUUACUUCAGCUACUGCAACUGGAUCUAUCGACACGUGAAUGAGCCUGCAUUGCUAGACGGCUGGGCGUGCUACAAGGAGGGGCAGUCGGGCGACCGCGUCGUCUUCGCGACCGUGUGCGUCCUCAUCGCGCUUGCGGUCUGCUACCUGCCGCCAGGGCAUGCGCUCCUCGCGGGCCUGGGGGCGAGCGAGCAGCUCGCGCAGAAGUACAACGGGCUGUCGCAAACCGCGCUGCAACGGUACCGCGCCGACGCGGAGAGCCGCACCCGCACAUACACGCUCGGGCUCGUCGAGCUGCUCCUCGCGCAGUCGCACUACAUGACGUUUGCGAAGGAGGGUCCCGAGGAGGUGUGGGCGCUCGGGUCAGAGCUCGUGUCCGUCGGGAUGGCGAUGGGCCUGCACCGCGACCCAGGCAAGCACCGCUACGAACGCACGCUCGCGGAACGGCGGCGCUGGGCGUGGUGGCACAUCCUGCUCUUCGAGCGCUGGCAGGCGUUCAUGUUCGGGCGCCCGCUGCAGAUCGCGUCGCACCAUUUCGACACGCACCUCCCGACGUUCUGCGAUUCGGCGCUCGACCCGUCUGGUCAGGUGUACAUCCCGAACCUCGUGCUGUUCCGCCUGGCGUACAUCCUCGGCGAUAUCAUGGACGACGCGGUGUCGUUCCGCCCGGUGCCGUAUGCCGCCGUCCAGGAGCGCGACCGGAUGCUCAAAGCGUGGUACGACGCGCUCCCGCGGGAGCUGCUCCUGGACGAGUUCGCGCUGGCCCGUGGACUAACGAGCGUCGAUUCCGACUUGCGGCGCCUCGCAGUGCAGAGCGUGAUUCACCGAUGCGCGUACUUCCAUAUCCGCUUCACGCUUCACAGGCCGUACGUCAAGCUUCCUGAGAGCCUCGAAAUCGCCGUGAGCGCCGCGUCGGGCCUGAUCUCGCUCUUCGCACAAGCAUUUAACGUCGCGUGCGUGCCGGGCCACCUCAAUUGGGGCCCGUUCCACGUCUUUUCGGCGUUGAUGUUCUUUAGCUUCCAGCUGAUCAAUAGCCCGAACCAGCCAGGCAAGGGACUGUUCCGAGAACAGAUUCGCAAAGGAAUGGUGCUGCUCGACCAGUGCAGGGUAUUGCCCGUCGCAGACAAGGCGUUGAUGAUCCUGCAGGCUCUCGAGCCGCUGUAUGCGCCUGGCUCGGAGAAGGAGUCGCCCGAGGAGCGUUCCAAACGCAAGGCGCAGAUUCUCAAACUUGUCAAAAACCUUGCGUUUCCAUAUCAGGAUUUGGCGUAUUCUCGCGACGUCGAGUCGCCUGGGUACAGGCCGUUUUCACCCAGGGUUGCAGAAUCUGCCAUGGCGUCCAGGAACGACGUUCAGAUGCAGAUGGAAGGAUCACCUGCGUUGCAUGUGCAGGUGCAUGAUCAUACAGUCAUCUCAACAGCGUCGAUGCAAUGGCCGCCGGUGCAGACUGAGGAUGACGUUAGCCCCCCAUACAUGCACCCACCGCCGGAGUCUCCACUUGCCGUGCCGCAACAAAUGAUGAAGCGACGACGUACGGCUAGUGAGACGCAUCAACAGUUACUCAAUAUGCAAAAAUCACUCGCAGCUGAUCCCGUCCCUUCUAAUCGUAUCGGCCAUCCACCGCGGCCACAGCCACCUCCGGGGCAUGCCCCUGCUCCUUCACCAUACUCUCGUCCGACGAUGAACUCAUAUGCCGUGCAGCAGGCGACGAUGAUGCAGCAGCCGCAACCUCACCACGUACAGGCAUUUGACGGUGGCCAGCCGACGGGGUACUUACACCCGGCAGAUGAGAGCUCCAUGUGGGGCGCUUCUGUGGGAUUUGGGUUGGGCGAGUGGGCGCAAUUCCUGAACGUGGUGCACCGUCCAGACGCUCCUACGCGACACAGUCACAUGGAGCGCCACCCCGGGUCUUGAGCUUGCAACGUUUGUUGCAAUCGCACGGUGAAGUCGGGUCUCUUUGUAUAGUAUGCUUGUAGAUCCCUGGUUGUGCUGUCCCCCACGCUACGGUAUCUAUAGUAUUGAGCUUGGUCUACCAUUUAUUUACAAAUACAUAACGAUCGAUAAGAUAAGGGACCUGGGCUUAAGGAUGACCGAAG